This is a messenger RNA of Soboliphyme baturini, 258 nucleotides long. The record is from the annotation of a GenBank genome assembly. NCBI's taxonomy places the organism in Eukaryota, Metazoa, Nematoda, Enoplea, Dioctophymatida, Soboliphymatidae.
AUGUUGCGCGCCGGUCGACGUAUUGUAUUCAAGUACGCCUUCCGGAGGCUACCCUACCCCUACCACCCUCCCUCCCGUUUGCGGGACGUUGUCCAACGCCAACUGUUGUGUAUCUGCAUCCAGUCAUCGACAUCAUCGACCCUGGCGCGGCCGCCGUUGCUUUGCUCAGUGGUCGGUGCCGACCGGUCUAUGCGUGCCUGGAACGAACGACUGAACGAACGCUCCUUUUACCUUGUUGCUCUUGCCAAGUCUUAUUAA